GAGACAAACCCGGCAAAACACCGAGGUUGGGACAAUCUUCUGGCACAUUCCCUUCCGCCAUCCUUUCACACGGAGCCAUAAGUGGUGGGGGCUGGGAAGACGUUGCAAUGAGCUCUUCACUGAGGACGACGAAGCCUUGCGCUCGAUGUCUGGCUGCUAUUCGAGCUCGCCCCCCAGCAGAGACGACAGUUUCGAUUGCAGGGCCAUCCAGUUAUCAAGCGUAUAUGACGGAAUCUUUUCCUUCCAAAAGGAGGUCAAGACUCACGUCUACAAGAGCAUUUACGAGUCCACCGAGUUUACGGGGUGAUUUUUAUCAAGGACAACCUGACUGUCUCCAAUAUCCAACUCAGCAUAGUAUCCAAAGUAAAAGGCAAAGAUCCCCUCACAUCAAAUCGACAUUUACCAAAGGUUUCUCAUCGACUUCACGGGAUGUGACCUCUGCGCCACUCCUCCAAAAUGAUGCAGCAAGAAAGAUAGCACAUUCAAUUGCCGGGCCAUCAGCUUACCAGGCCUAUGUGAUAGAAUACAAUCCAUUUCUCAAAGGAAGCCCAAGAUCCACGCUUGCGAGCGAACGACUGUGCCAGGGUCAACUUGACUAUCUCCGCCGUCCAUCUCAUCAUAGUACUCUGAAUAUAUUCCGUAAAUAUUUUCAAACCACAGCAGCCUCUGCCAAUUCUAUACCACGCCCUGAUCCCGUCCUUCAGCACCUAUCUCACAUGGCAAUACCCGAUUUCAAACCACCACCUCCAGAAACCAAAGCUUCCCCCAUACCACAACAUACCUUCUCUCCCAAAGAACGCUCUGCAGCUCUUUCCGCUCUUCAACGGUCAACGUCCUCUCCGCCUUCUCAAGAUAUCACCUCUGCUCAACUACUUCAAUCCUACACUGACUUGUAUAUGUCUUCACCCCAGUCACAGCUAUUUACAGUCAGCGAAGUGCAAGAUGUUUUAAAAGCUUUGAAAUUAUUGCAAGCUCGUGAAGCAGGGGAUAGACAGGUCGCGGAGGAACAGAUUGAGCCUUUGCUAGAAGAAAUCAAAGCUCUAGUAGGGGACGAACGGAAAUCGUCACAAGGGUUAGAAUUACUGGCUUUAUCGUCAAGAACAAAACACAGUCGUCGAAUCAAGACCAAAAACCUUGUCGAUGCCGAAAAGACCUUUCGUUCCCUCUUCCCCGAACCGCCACCUGAAAAAGAUAUCGGUGGGAGACGUCGGUACAAGGCAGCAUUGAAUCAUUUGAUAUAUCUAUGUGCUCUUGCGGGGCAGGGAGGGAGGCUGGAAGAUUGGUGUAACCGUUUGGAGCGGGAUGGGCUUAAAGCGGAUGGACACACAUGGUUAUCACGCAUGAUACUGCUCGAUAGGGCGGGAAAGGGGGAAGAAGUCAAUGGGAUAUUGGACAAGGUGUUAGAAAACUUCGAUGAGGAAGUGGUGACGAAAGAGGAUAUGUCGAUAUUAGUCAAUUACGCAAUGGUUGUUUACGCCAAAUUGGGACGAUGGGACGUUGUCUCUGAAGUUUACGGCCGACUACGUCCUACGGACUCUCACGACCUCUCUAUAAUCCGUUCCUCUCUUCCCAACCCAUCAUACUUUGACGGCACCCAUCCACACGUUCCCCACCAUAUUCCCCUCCCGCCAUUCUCCGUUCGUCUAACUCGCCGGUCGUAUUCACCUCUCCUCGUCUCCUUAUCCGUCCAAGGCCAUCUCCCCGCAACGCUUACCAUCUUCAAGCACAUCUUCGAAGACGGACAUACCCCUUCUGUCGAUGACUACACAGCGCUUUUCAAAGGGUUUGUCAAGCACGGUGUUACCCCUUCAAUAGAUACUGGUGGUUUUGGGAACGCGGGGCAAGUGAGUGAAGCCGGGAAGAUGCUGGGGGUUGCCAGUGCGUCGGGUGGAGGUGAAUUAGAUGGUUUGGGAGGAAGCUUUGAACAGCGUAUGAGUGGGAUCUGGGAGAGGGGAGCUAUGUUUGCUGAACCGUUUCAAUGGCCAGUUGAAAAGUUUCGAGAAGGUAAUGGCGAAUGGACUUUGGAGGCUUUACAAGAUAUAUUCGAAUCCUUCCUUACUCUUCGUCCGAUUUUGCCAUCUUUUAGUCCUUUGACAUUCUCCGAUCCUCAGUCUGGACCCGAUUUGAAAUCGGACGUGAAUAUAUUACAAGCUGAAAAGCAGGCGAGGCUUUAUGCUAAAGCGCCUGGAAGAAAAGCGGUGUGGACAGUGCUCAAGGCUUUUGGGAGAGUAACUCAUGGUGAUGAGGAAGUUCUGAGGCAGGUUUGGGAGAGGAUGGAAACGAAGUUUGGGCCAGAGAAUGAAGAAGGGUGGAAAGGGUGGAGAGUGGAUAAGAGAUUAGAUUGGUUCAGGAAGGCACUGUUUGCGGAAGAAUAGGCAUAUCUCUACAUCCUCAUCAUCGUACGCCUCUUUGAUCAAGCGGUAGAUGUAAGAUGAUUUACCAACUCGGGCCUAAUAUAAUCGUAAUAUGGAUCCACAACCUCAACCCCUUCCAUACCCCCUCCUCCACCCUUCCCCUGCUCCCCAAUCACAGCUCCAGGUCCCUGGAAAUCCACCGCUCCGUAUUCAUGGUACAAAUUCCACGCGGGCGCGAAUUUAAAUUGACCGGUAGUCACGACGACAGGCUUGGAAUGUGUCUUUGCCGCGAGAGCACAAGCAAGAGAUCCGGACAGCGCGAACAAACCACCAUUGGCAAGGACAGAGUGAGCGCCAAGGAUGACUUUUGUAACUCGUGGAAGAAGGGCGUGGAUGGAGGAAUCAGGGAUGAGGAGGGUGGGGAUGCCGGAGGCGGAAAGGGAAGAGGCGAGGGAGUGACCGAGGCUUGCUUGAGGAAUGCUUCGACUGUUCUCGAGUGGCCCAUGGUCAAGAUGAUUUCGCUACCUCGCAUUAGCAGUCCGGCGGGAACAAAGUGAAUGCGCGAUACUUACGAAGAGUGAAUGUGCUCCCUUGCGCCCUUGGCAACAUCCUCAUGCGUGGUCUCCAGCUCACCAACAACCUCCUCAAUGGCCUGAAUCAAUAACGGCUUGAGCUUAGCACUAUGCUUCAUAAACUCAUCGCUAUCCACACUCGCCCUUGGCGUCGCCAUUCCAGAAGAACCUCUGCCAUGCCCAUUCCCAUUGGGGGUCGCAAACAAAUUCGUUGUAUUCGCUGAGUAUCCUUCCGCUGUCCCUCCACUAAGGGCGCCACUCCUUUCCAUCUGAGCUCGAGAGUGACGCAUGGCCACAAAGUUUGAGAGUGAAGUCUGGCGGGACAUUUGGAUAUGAGUGGGAAAAUACUGAGCGUCGACGGUGGCGGAUUGGGCGGCAGAAAGGUAGUGAUCUAAAGGUGCGUUGAUACCUGGUGUGCUGGGACCCAUAAGAGGGGUAGAAGGGAUGGAGUUAGGGGCGGAUGAGACAUGGGCGGCUGCAGCGGCGCGGUAUUCUUCCCGAAUGAGACGGAGGAUUCGACGAAUGAUAUUGGCGGCGGCAAGUUCUACGAGAAGCAUGAGAUACAUUUCCAGAUGUGUGAUAGCUGUACAUACCCUUAGGGUUGGCCUCAGUGAGUUUCCGCCCAACAGCUUUGAUUAAGCCGUUGCGAGAGCCACGUUCAAGGAUCCAACAAUUUGCCUUAAAAUACGAGACGUGAGCAUAUAAAAGGUACGUACGGACUCAUGACUCACCGUCUCCGAAGACUGGUGCAAAGAGUAUCAGUCAAUCGAGCGUUUGGGUCAGCAGAUUUCUGCAUUUGCUGUUAAGGACGUCAGCCGCAUGAAGGAACUUUCCCUUAGACUUUUUGUCCAACUCACCGGGGCGGAGUCGACGGCCAUUUUCCUGCUCUGAUAGUGGAUUCACGCAAUUCGAAGGGCAACAAUAGCAAACUUGUCAAGAAACGAACGAAGGAAACGAAAUCGCGGACCAAACGUUACGUUCCCUUUUCGAACGAGUCAAAGUCACGUGAUCCAGCGGUAAACAGCAGUUCGCGUUUAACGAGCAAGUGACGACAAUGGGCAAUGAUGGCGAGAACGACGAGGCGG
This is a messenger RNA of Cryptococcus deneoformans JEC21, 4011 nucleotides long. RefSeq names its product eukaryotic translation initiation factor 2B, subunit 2, putative. NCBI's taxonomy places the organism in Eukaryota, Fungi, Basidiomycota, Tremellomycetes, Tremellales, Cryptococcaceae. Gene Ontology annotation, molecular function: protein binding. The record is from RefSeq and is a predicted model, not a curated record. The transcript has 7 exons. Bases 108 to 2375 code for a protein of 755 amino acids.